This is a messenger RNA of Hevea brasiliensis (rubber tree), 893 nucleotides long. Its product is annotated as 60S ribosomal protein L17-2. Gene Ontology annotation, molecular function: structural constituent of ribosome. The transcript is spliced from 7 exons. The coding region runs from base 245 to 829 and encodes 194 amino acids. Gene Ontology annotation, cellular component: ribosome; cytosolic large ribosomal subunit. Gene Ontology annotation, biological process: cytoplasmic translation. NCBI's taxonomy places the organism in Eukaryota, Viridiplantae, Streptophyta, Magnoliopsida, Malpighiales, Euphorbiaceae. The record is from RefSeq and is a predicted model, not a curated record.
CAUAAAGUGAAUCCCUAAAGCCUUCUCUCUUCUAUCAGAGGGAGGGAUACUUCAAAACUUCACUGGGCAGAAGCAGCGUCGGCCGCAAUGGUGAAGUACUCAAGAGAGCCUGAAAAUUCCACCAAGUAUAACCUGCAAGGCCAGGGGCUCUGACCUCAGAGUGCAUUUCAAGAAUACUAGAGAGACAGCCCAUGCCUUGAGGAAGUUACCUUUGGCAAAGGCUAAGAGGUAUUUGGAAGAUGUUAUGGCUCAUAAACAAGCUAUACCUUUCCGGCGUUUCUGUGGUGGGGUGGGGCGUACUGCUCAGGCAAAGAACAGGCACUCAAAUGGGCAAGGAAGGUGGCCUGCCAAGUCUGCUAAGUUCAUUCUAGAUUUGCUCAAGAAUGCUGAGAGUAAUGCUGAGGUCAAAGGCUUGGAUGUUGAUGCCCUCUUCAUUUCUCACAUCCAAGUGAAUCAGUCACAGAAGCAGAGGCGUCGUACUUAUAGGGCUCAUGGAAGAAUCAAUCCUUACAUGUCCAGUCCUUGCCACAUUGAGUUGAUUUUAUCUGAGAAGGAAGAACCAGUGAAGAAGGAGCCUGAGACCCAGCUGGCUACCAGCAAAUCUAAGAAGUCUCAAGCUACUCAAAGUGCCAACUUCCUCUGGAGUGGCAAUCUUUUCAAUUGGAGAGAAUUUUGUCACACUUCAUUUAGGAGCAGUUAUUUAGGUGAAUUGGAUAACUUGUUCGUUUAUUUUGAUCACUGUUUAGUUGGUUGUUCUAUGAGAUUAUAUAUAUUUUGGAUGAGCAGUUAUUUAGAUAUUUGUAUACAUCUCUUUUUCUCCCGGAAGUGAUUGCUAAAGAGUUGCCACUUAGUUGAAAUCUCAAACUUUGAAAUGCUGGUGAGCUUCCAAAUUA